Molecule: messenger RNA, 1990 nt
Organism: Cutaneotrichosporon oleaginosum
Lineage: Eukaryota; Fungi; Basidiomycota; Tremellomycetes; Trichosporonales; Trichosporonaceae
Biological process (GO): intracellular protein transport; vesicle-mediated transport
Cellular component (GO): CORVET complex; fungal-type vacuole
Source: RefSeq, a predicted model, not a curated record
CCAUUGUCCACCCCCCGUCUCUCCCAAGUCCACAUCGUCCACAAUGUCUGCAACGGCCGGGCCAUCGAGGCCUGCGGCUCAGGUCCCGCCCCCUUCGACGUCGGGCGACUCCGAGAGCAUCGUCCCUCCGUCGCGCACUGGUCCCGAUGUGGCCGUGCUGCGCGAACUGGGGAAGCAGGCCCUCAUUGAGGCGCUUAAUGAGGUGCAAGGCGCCAAGACGCUUGUGCUGGACUCCGCCCUUGCCGGGCCGCUCGGUCUCGUGACCGAUGUCGCCAGCCUGAAGCACCAUGGCGUCGACAAGAUGUUCUGGCUCGAGCCCGGCCCGCUCAAUGUCAACACACGUAACGUCGUCUGGCUUUGUCGGCCGAAACGCGCGCACAUGCGUGUCAUAGCCGAGCAAGUCCGCGCCGCUCCAGGCCUGGUCUACACUGUGCUUCUGGUGCCGCGUGUGACUGAGCUGUGCCGGAGAGUGCUGGAAGACGAGGGCGUCAUCGGCGACGUCACGUUGGCCGAGUUUAAGCUCGAGCUCAUUCCCAUCGAGAACGAUGUGCUAAGCCUGGAGCUUGACGAUGUGGCGCGCGACAUCUUCCUCCGAGGCGAUGACACACCGAUCUACUACUCGGCCCUAGCGCUGGGAACGCUACAGCGUGCCUUCGGCUCCAUCCCGCGAGUAGUGGCGAAGGGCGAUGCAGCUCAGAAGCUCGCCGCCCUCCUCAAACGCCACAAGCCUGAGGUGCCGCCCUCCGAGCACAUCGACAGCCUCAUCAUCAUUGACCGCGCUGUGGACUGGGUCACGCCCAUGUGCACGCAGCUCACAUACGAGGGCAUGCUCGACGAGUUCAUCGGCAUUCACCACGCCCACAUGGAGGUCGACCCCAAACUACUCGAUCCGAACAGCACCACAACAAAGAAACGCAAGCAUCACCUUUCCUCCGCCGAUCGCCUGUUUGCUGAUCUUCGGGACCUCAACUUUGCUGUUGUGGGCAGCAGGCUGAGCAAGCUCGCGCGCCGUCUCGAGACUGACUAUGGCGGCGCGAAGACUCUCAAGAGCGUCAGCCAGAUGCGUGACUUUGUCGGCAAGCUCGGAGGCCUGAAGAGCGAGCAAGAAAGUCUGCGCUUGCACACGGCCCUUGCGGAGCAGCUCAUGCCCCUCACGCAGACAGAAGAGUUCAACAAGACGCUUGAGGCGCAGCAGAAUCUCGUGGCGGCCUAUGACCCGGCGGCCCAGCUCGCGAUAAUUGAGGACCUGUUGGCACAGGAGGCCUCGAUGCCCGCUGUCCUGCGCAGCGCGGUUCUCAUGUCUCUCACGGCCGGUGGCAUCCGCCCGAAGCCGCUCGAGGCGUUCAAACGUGACUUCCUCCAGACGUACGGGUAUCACCACUUGCCGCUCCUCGUGUCUUUGCAGGAGCUAGGUCUGCUUGUGAAGGCACCAUCGCCUGCUCAGCCGCCGCUGAGUGUGCGCAAGAACCUGCGCCUAGUCGUCGACGAUGUUGACGACGCGAACCCACACGACAUCUCGUACGUGUACUCGGGCUACGCACCCGCCAGUGUGCGGCUGGUGCAGGCGGCAGCGCAGCGCAGCGCGAUGAAUGGCGACAAGAGCGACGUCGUGCGCAUGGAGGGCAAGCGGCCCAUCACCGGCUUCCGUGGGCUGGAGGACGCUGUCGCCGCCCUCCCCGGCGCUAGCUCGGACUCGGGGACUGGCGGCGCAAGCCGGCAUGCGGCAGGUACAACGCUCGUUUUCUUCCUCGGCGGCUGUACGUACGCCGAGAUCAGCGCGCUUCGCUUCAUGAGCCGCCAGGGCGGGCGGCAGUUCAUGGUGGCCACAACGGGGAUGGUGAACGGCACGACGCUGCUCAAGAGCUUUGGGGACCCGGAGCCCGUGCCGCUGCAGCCUCAGCGAUAGAUGGCCGAGCCGAGCGAGGGCUGCGACGGAGAUUGGGCGAUAGACAAGCUUGACAGUUGUACAUAUGCAUACAAAUAGAGCUGA